GGACUACUGUUCGCCAAGGGUUGGGCGCCUCAAAAAAUUAGCCUGGCGAAGGACCCAACCAUAUCGAGGACCCAACACCACAUGAUGGUUGGGAAAAAUGUUGCACCACGGGGCGCACCGCUGAGCUCUGGGCGUCUCGCGGGGCCACCGGAUCUAUCACGCCAGGGCGAACGCCCGCCGCUGAGGGGGAGAACCUCGAAAUGUUAUGUUGUCCCCGAAGGUGCAACGCAGGACGUGUCGCCAGACCUGGCACGCGAGCCGUGCUGCGGUCUGGCGUGCGGGCAGGCCGCGGGCCCCGCACGGGGCGCUGCCGCUGCCCGCGCACGGCGCCAGGGGAGCUGGAGGCCACGGGCAGGCCAGGCCCCCCCCCCCGCGCAAACCUGCUGGAGCGAAGCGGCGUGAGCGAGCGUCCACAGGAGGGGGGGAAGAAGAACGGCUCGAGGCUCCGCCGUGACAGGCACGGCGGCAGGGCGCUCGCAGGCGCCCAGGCCCGCCUCGCCACAGGAGGGCGCAGGAUCCGUGAGCACCACUGCUGCACGAUCGGCUGGGGAGCAGCUCACACUUGUGGGCAGGUGCGCCAAGUGGUUCUUGGCGCUGCAUCUUUGUGUUUGUUGCCGUGCACGCCUGCCAGGAACCGGACACCAGGAAGGAUAGAGGAGGGGGGAGGAGAAUGAUGAGGAGAAGGAGGAGGAAGGACGGGUCGCCUUGGCCCUUCGGAGAAACCCUCCAGGGCAGCUCAC
Molecule: messenger RNA, 740 nt
Organism: Prorocentrum cordatum
Lineage: Eukaryota; Dinophyceae; Prorocentrales; Prorocentraceae
Source: the annotation of a GenBank genome assembly